GUUGGUGGCGGCAAUACGACCAUGAGGUCACGUUAAGGUAUAAGGUCUCACAAUUUCCGUAUGUAUGGAAGAGAAAAAACGUUCAAGUGUUUCUGACACCUUUUUACCAAAAAAUGUAAAGAAUCGUAAACAUCGUAACAACCAUUCCAAAUUUAUAACUUCAACUCCACUUAAUGAAGGUCAAAAUAAUCGGAAUUCGUCCGUUAAACAGGAAUCGGGAACCUCGUUUUUUAUAAAUGAACGCCUAACAAAUCUACUAGGUAAAAUUUCUCCGUUGAAAAAGAAAUGGAGUACUAAUUUCCAUCAGUCAUGUAUCAUUUUCACAAAUUUGGCUACACAUAUCUGUAAAGUCCUAUCAGGUACAUCAUCUCUUGAGAAUCAUGAUGAUUUUGUCACGUAUGCAUUGUGUGAUCUAUAUUUGAACGAUAAUAUAGAGCAAAUGACAAAACUUCGUAAUGGUCAAAUUUUGGAAACUUAUUAUGAUAAACUCAAUGAAUGUAUACAAAAUAUGGAAGAUUGUGGUGUACAGUUAAAGUCAAUGAUAAAUCAAUUAAAUGCCUUGAGAAAACUAGAUCAAGAUGAAUCAAUUUAUCAGCAAUAUGCCACAUGCCAAUCGUCAUUGCACUCAUCAUUUAAGAUAAAAAAUAAUUCUACAUUAGAAUAUGACAACAAUUGCUUUAAUUCUCAUUCAACUGAAUCAUUUCCAUCAACAUUAGUAAGACAACAAACACAACAACGUCAGUUAAAUGGGGCUAAUUUAUAUGACGUAUUCAUCAUCGAAGUAAAUGGGUUGAUCAAUCAAAUUGAACGUGAUUCAUGCAUUCGAAAAUAUUUAAUGAAAAUUAUACUGCCCAGUACACUUCAUUAUUCCCACAUGAAUACUAUUGGUCAAGAUAAUGAUAACGUGAUCCUGUUAAAAUUUGCAUCGAUUUGGCGUCAUUUUGGGCAAUAUGUUUUAUGGUUUAAUGUCGUAUCAAUGUCGGAACAUAUUUUGGAAACUAUCUCAAUGAUACAGACAUAAUGAAUUCGUAAAAAUGCAUGUAUGUGUAAAUAUGUAUGUUUACCUAUAUUUUGUACAAAAAAUGAAUAUUUUAUUUUUACUCUGUUGUAUUUUCC
Schistosoma turkestanicum is the source of this 1116-nucleotide messenger RNA. NCBI's taxonomy places the organism in Eukaryota, Metazoa, Platyhelminthes, Trematoda, Strigeidida, Schistosomatidae. The record is from the annotation of a GenBank genome assembly.